CACACAAAGAAUUUUUUCCAGAUGUUUAACAUCUGAACAUUUUUCAAUGUAUUUGAAAUCCAGAUGUUCAAUGGGAAUUUUAAACGUUUUUGUUGUUCCAAAACCCCACAGUGAUGGAUAAUCUUUGGUGGUCAUAGCUGGUUAUCAGCGCCCCGCCUCGGGGAGGUCGAGGCCGCUGCCACAGCUCCGGCUACGGCGCACGUGACGAGGGAGGGGCGGGUCGCCCCAAAAUAUAUUUUAUAUAUAUAUAUUUUUUGAGACGGAGUUCACUCUUGUUGUCCAGACUGGAGUCCAGUAGCUUGAUCUCAGCUCACUGCAAUCUCCACCUCCUGGGUUCAAGUGAUUCUCCUGCCUCAGCCUCCCGAGUAGCUGGGAUUACAGGUGCCCACCACCAUGCCUGGCUAAUUUUGUAUUUUUAGUAGAGAUGGGGUUUCACCAUGUUAGCCAGGCUGGUCUUGAACUUCUGACCUCAGGUGAUCCGCCCGCCUUGGCCUCCCAAAGUGCUGGGAUUACAGGUGUGAGCCACCGCAUCUGGCCUAACAUUUUUUUUUCUUACAGUAUAUUACUUAGUUAUAGGGAAAGUAGAUCAGAUGGGGCCAUUGAGAAAAAAAAAAAAAAUCAAGUAAUUUUGGUCUCUGGUCUCUUGACUCCCAAACUUUGGUCCUAGGAUGACUAGUUUCAGCUUCAUCUGGGACCAAAAUGCAAAUUAUUAUUAUUAUUAUUACUGAGACAGGGUCUUGCUCUGUCACCCAGGCUGGAGUACAGAGGCACCACCCCUGAGCCUUGACCUACCAAAUUCAAGUGAUUUUCCCACUUCAGCCUCCCAAGUAGGUGGCAUGCAUCACUGUACCUGGCUAACUUUUUAAUUUAUUGUAAAGACAAGGUCUCACUAUGUUGCUCAGGCUGGUUUCAAACUCCUGGGGUCAACUAAUCCUCCCCCUCAGCCUCUGGCAAGUGCUGUGAUUAUAGGCAUCACAGUCAGAGGUCAACCACCUUUCUUUCUGCUACCACACCUGUCAGAAACAUAAAUUAUUAAACUUACCUGGAACAUACUGAACUGUUAGGGCAGUACCCUGUAGCCUGAAUUUUAAUUUAUUUUAUUUUUUUGAGAUGGAGUCUCGCUGUCUCGCCCAGGCUGGAGUGCAAUGGCACCAUCUAGACUCACUGGAACCUCCUCCUCCUCCUCCUGGAUUCAAGUGAUUCUCCUGCCUGAGCCUCCCAAGUAGCUGGGAUUACAGGUGCCUGCCACCAUGCCCGGCUAAUUUUUUUGUAUUUUUAGUAGAGACGGGGUUUCACCAUGUUCGCCAGGCUAGCCUUGAACACCUGACCUCAAGUGAUCCACCCUCCUCAGCCUCCCAAAGUGCUGGGAUUACAGGCAUAAACCACCGCUUCUGGUCUAUAACCUUUAUUUCUACAGCCCCUCCAGGUGAUGAGAUGUUAAAGUAAAAUAUGCAAACCACUGAUCAGUACUGUCCUUACCCUCAAGCUACAGGCACACCCAAUUUGGCUGAUAGUCAUGGAAACCAGUGUUUUGGUAAUACAAUUAAUGAGUCAGUCACCCACCCGGUGUUAAACAAUUUCCACAAGUGAAUUCCAUAGUAAGUCUUGUCUUGAAAUGUUCAUUGGCCAUGACCUAUUUUUGGCAACUUAUUUUUCAUUUUCUAAGGCCCCAGAUGUCAGGAUUUUCAUAUUUCCAAUUGCUAGAUGUAUGCUGAUAGAAGAUUGCCCCUAGCCGAAUGCACCUUAACAUUUGCCUAUUUAAAUACUUUGUAAACUGUCUUUUGCAAGUAUUUGCUUGGCAUCAUUCAGCAUCCAGGAAGUGUUUCCAUUCAUAACUUUGUCGCAUCAAAAUCAGGUACAGACCAUACCAGCUCACACAGAGAUGGCAAGACCAGUUCUAGACUUGCUGCCUGGGUCUUUAAAAUUACACAUGUUAAACUUCUUUCCCCCACUGUGAGAUGAGAAUUUAUUUUUUAUUUUCUGAAGCACAGUUUUGCUCAUCACCCAGGCUCGAGUGCAGUGGCGUGAUCUCAGCUCACUGCAACUUCUGUCUCUCAAGCCAUUCACCUGCCUCUGGAGUAGCUAGGAUGACAGGCACCCACCACCACGCCCAGAAAAUUUUUGCAUUUUUAGUAGAGACUGGGUUUCGGCAUGUUGGCCAGGCUGGUCUUGAAGUCCUGACCUCAGGUGAUCAGCCAGUUUUGGCCUCCUAAAGUGCUGGGAUUGCAGGUAUGAGCCACCACACCUAGCCUAAAAUGAGAAUUUAAAAUAAUGCUUUGGGACUGGGCUCAGUGUCUCGUGCCUAUAAUCCCAGUGCUUUGGGAGGCUGAGGUGGAUAGAUCUCGGGGUCAGCAGUUCGAGACCAUCCUGGCCAACAUGCUGAAACCCUGUCUCUACCAAAAAUACAAAAAUUAGCUGGGCAUGGUGAUGUGUGUAUGUAAUUUCAGCUAAUGGGAGGCUGAGGCAGGAGAAUCACUUGAACCUGGGAGGGGGAGGCUGCAGUGAGCGGAGAUCGUGCCACUGCCCUCCAGCCUGGCGAUAGAGCAAGACUCCAUCUCAAAAUAAAAUAAACAAAAUAAAAUAAUGCUUUGGGUUCUGUGAUCUACACAGCAACUUCUUAUGUUGCUAAUUAGAUGAAUGGUAUAGAAAGUAAAAUGAUUGGGUCCCAGGAGAAGCAGGGUUUUCUCGUGAAUCCAGUUGGGAAAUGUCUCAGUUACAGAAGGAUUGUUGUUUUAGUUAAAGAUGUGCUUCGGAAAUGUCUUCUUUGUUCACAUUAGUAUCAUUAUCAUUAUCAUGUUUAAAAUAAAAUUAAAUUAAAAACACCAUUUACAAACCACCUGGCCACCCAGAGCAGAUUUACAGUCAGCACUCUGUUUCCCUGAGGCCUGAAUCCUUGGAUUCAGACAACCUCAGAUAGAAAAUACUUGGGCAGGGAAAAAGAAUGGUUGCUUCUGUACUGAGCAUGUACAGACUUUUUUUUUCUUUCUUGGCAUUAUUCCCUAAUGAAUACAGCAUAACAACAGUUUACAUAGCAUUUACAUUGUAUUUGGUAUUAUAAGUUAUUUAGAAAUGAUUUAAAGUACAAGCAAGGCUGUGCAUAGGUUAUAUGCAAAUAUUACAUCAUGUUAUAUUAGGGACCUGUGCACCUGUGGACGUUGGUAUCCUCAGAUGUCCUGGAACUUAUCCCUUUGAGAGACAACUGUACUUCAUAGGCUGUCCAAAAUGAAUUGGACUGCCAGCAUUCUAUACUUUUCCAUGUAUUACUCUAAGGUCAGGGGUAAAAACAAAUCCCUGUAUUUUAUAAUUAAGAAUGAAUCCCUGAGUCAUUUGACCUGCUUCAGUAACAAAGCAAACCACAUAAAAAUACCCUCCCAGGCUGGGUGCAGUGACUUACACCUAUAAUCCCAGCACUUUGGGAGGGUGAGGUGGGUGGAUCACAAGGUCAAGAGAUCGAGACCAUCCUGGCCAACAUGGAUGAAACCUCGUCUCUACUAAAAAUACAAAAAUUAGCCGAGCAUGGUGGCGUGCGCCUGUAUUCCCAGCUACUUGGGAUGCUGAGGCAGGAGAAUCACUUGAACCCGGGAGGUGGAGGUUGCAGUGAGCUAAGAUCAUGCCACUGCACUCCAGCCUGGCAACAGAGCAAGACUCCAUCUCAAAAACAAAACAAAACAAAAAAAAUCCUUUUAAGGAAAGCCAUCAGGUAGCCUCAGAAUGGAUACAAUCUCACCGCACUUACCUAACCUUUUCUGCCAACGCAGCUGAGCCUCUCAAAGCUACUUUCAAACUCUCUCGGGGCCAGUCUUUGCUUUCAUUUACCUUUACAUGUCUAGGGUUGCUGCUCAAACCUGUGUCCCCUCAAGUCCUUUCCCAACUAAAGGAUGGCAGUUACUUGGCAAUAGACAAACAAGUCUCAGAACAAUUAUGAGGGUGUAACGAAGUUUGCAUUGGUACACGCAAUUAAAUAGAGGAAAGACGCAUGAGGGAAUGUGUACACAACCCUCCUCCCUCUGGCACCCUUGCAUGGAGGUGCUUCUCCACCAAAGGUCGUGUGCUCCUCUGGAAUUAAGUCCCAGUUUUUUAGCCCAGGAUGCAAGGUCUUUUCCACCUUCCUCACUGGUUGGCCUAGCCUGGCAUGUAGCAAACUCUCAGUGUCAUCCGCCUCCAACUCAGUUUUCCCCAGGUCUUGCAUACCUUGGCCUUCAGAUGGGAAGCCAAGAGGUGCUGAGUGUAAAGGUGGCCGAGAGAAAGGAGAAUAGACCCAGAGUCAGGCAAGCAAGUUUUAUUAACCUGCUGGGCUGCUCCGCAACCAUCAGAGGAGGCAGCCCUGAGCUUACAAAAUGAGGGGUUUAUAUGAGGUGAGAGGGGCAUAAGGGAGUUUCAAAACUGAGGUCAUCUAUCCAUUGGUAACAGGCACGGAGAUAGUUUGUCAACUUGGACCUACAGUACAUCAUUCUGUGACUUUUGUGGCGGCAGUUUUAAGAAAAGAGAGAAACCAGGAUUUUUUACAGAUAUGUGUCAAACAGGAAUUUAUGAGUAUGGUUAACCAACAUUUGUUUUCCCUGUCCUCCUUGGAGCUGCCCGGAUGGGUGUAAUCAGGCUUUGCUUAAUUGUAGCACGUCUGGCAGCCUUGAUAUGGUGCCUAGGUAGGAGUUCAGAAAUGCAGCUGCAGAGCAAUCAGAGUCGCGGGGAAGGGGUCAGCUUGGGUGGAGGGGGUUUUCUAAGUCAGCUUGUCCCUAACACUGAGCAUGUGGAGGAGGGUGAUCUUUUCCCCCUUUGAUUAUUUUUUUUCAUUGAGAUUCUAAGUCCUCUGUCAUUUCAAAGAAAGGAUACUCUCUUAAUGUUGGAGCUAUGUUCUACAUAUCUUCCUUCCUAAGUGGAAAAAAAAUCAUUAAAUAGGCCAGGCAUGGUGGUUCACACCUGUAAUCCCAACACUUUGGGGAGGCCAAAGUGGGUGGAUCGCUUGAGCCCAAGAGUUCAAGACCAGCUUGGCCAACAUGGGGAAACCCUGUCUCUUCUAAAAAUACAAAAAUUAGCUGGGCAUGGUGACACAUGCCUGUAAUCCCAGCUACUGGGGAGGCUGAGGCAGGAGCAUUGCUUGAGCCCAGGAGGUCAAGGCUGCAGUGAGAUGUGAUGGUGCCACUGCAUUCCAGCCUGGGCGACAGAGUCAGACACUGCCUCAAAGGAAAAAACCCAAACACACCUCAAGUAACAUCUGCGAAAUAAAGACUUCUGAAUGGAAUACAGAGAAAGCCUCUAAGAUGGCCCCAGGGGAGCAGUAACAUGUCUAGCCAGAUUAAUUGGCUAGUUUAGGAAUAAUUGUUUCCAAAGUAAGUGACAAGGCAGGGCUGGCUGGUGUCAACUUUGUCCUGGGCUAUAGUUAAAGGCAGGCUGGGAGGGCUGACUUGUUCAGUCUUAGUAGCAAAAAAGUGCAUGGUGUCUGGAUAAGCAGGUUGUACAGCCUAUUAGAAAAGUGACAGGUAACAGUUUUCCUCUAAAACAAUAAGUGAUGUUUUUUAAAGUUCUCCUGUUGAGAUUUUUUUUUUGUUGUUGAGACAGAGUUUCACUCUUGUUGUCCAGGCUGGAGUGCAAUGGUGUGAUCUCAGCUAACUGCAACCCCUGCCUCCUGGGUUCAAGCGAUUCUCCUGCCUCAGCCUCCCGAGUAGCUGGGGUUACAGGUGCGUGCCACCACACCCAGCUAAUUUUUGUGUUUUUAGUAGAGUUGGGGUUUCACCAUGUUGGACAGGAUAGCCUCUAUCUGUUGACCUUGUGAUCCGCCUGCCUCGGAAGGAGAGUAACCCGAGUCCCAGGACCACAGAUGAAGUCCUCCUAUUGACAUUGUUAAAUACCAGAAUCUGAGAGUGGAGAAAAUCAGCCCAAAGACAGACAAAAAAGCUGGGAAGAAAAUCUACUACAUUUUUCAACACACAAACAAUGCCAUUUGAAGUAGUGGAUUGAGUAUAGAACUAUUACCAACAUUCCUAAUUUGGUUAGUGUCUAUAUUUCUUAAUAUAGUAAUAGUUAAAGUCUGUCUCCUAAGUUUGUAUAAAUCUGACUCCCUAUGUCAUUGGCCAAUUGGAAAUAAUAAUGUAAACAGACUCUGUUGCCCUAAUUAUGUGCACUGAAUGCUUUGUCAAAUUGUAACUAUUUUAGCAUUCAUUCUAAGCCUAAGGUCUUUGCCAAACAAGAUAUUGAAUUACUCUCUUUUGUUUAGGAAUAGAAUACACAAUAACCUAAUAUUUAAAAGUAUUAUUCAGAAGACGAAAAUCCUGAGAUUGAAUUUUUCUUUAUCAUAAAUUUUAGAUGAUUCUUUUUGCUCUACUCCAUAGAAGACACUAAGAAUUAGCUUGAUCUGCUUUCUUAUUUUAUUUUUUUCUACUUGACCUAAAAAUCCAGGGGUGGGUUACACAGAGUUUACUUAGGAGACUUUGGUAAGGGAGAGAGAAAAAUUAUAUACAAUCUGGAAACACAAAACAUGUAAACAAUGAAAGCUAGAAGAAUGGAAGCGACAAUGUGCUCAGGAAAUGAUGUGUCAUUUUGUCGGAGGUCAGGGUGCCCUGAGUCCAGGGAGGGUAACACUGGUUUUCCUGACCAUUGUGAACGCAAGGAAUCCGCGUGUUGUCCUAUCAGUUCCAUUCAGGGCAGGGUAAAGACUUUUCAAAUGCAAGAAUAUGUGCAUUAAAGGGCAUUCUUUCUUCGUGGGGUGGGGUAGUGAAUGCCUUGGGGUUCAGGCACCGAGUUGUUUAGGCCAGGUAAAUAGUGACGGGAAAUUGCCAGGCAGUCAGUGGUGAAGUUGGUAUUUUGCAAGUCAUUUUACGAGAAUACCAUAUAAAAUGCAUUAAUCUGUAUUUCAUUAAAAAUUAGCUCGUGGGAAGGUGAAAAGUUGAAGACAAGAACCUUCUAAGUAAAACAGCUUGAUAUUCCUUGGCCAGAACACAGUAUUUACAAAUAGGGGAUUAAAACAUUCACUUCCUAGGCACUGGCUAGGCUUAACUGGGCAGGCAUAUGACACUUCUGAGCAUUCAAUCCCGUUCUCUGAGUGGUUAAAGCCUGAGUGCCCACCAAAUCCCUAUCUCAGCAUCAUCUGUGACCAAGAUUCAAAUUCUUUCCCAUGAAGCUCUAAGGUCUCAUCUGACUCAGUAGAUGUAGCUUAUGACUUGCCCGUUUGACCCCAGUAUUCUAAGACAAACACCACAGCGGAUGCUGGAAGUGAAAGGAGAGGAGGGGUUUGUUUCAAAGUCAGGGGCCCAAGGUGCCCCGGCAAUUUCAGACUCCCUGGGACCGGAACUCCUCCCCCAAUAAGCUCUUGUUUUUGCAAAACAGUGGGGUGGGGCCAAAAAGCAUUACAAUGGAGCUGGGAUGGAUGAGGCUUUCUUUUAUUUGAAAUGUCACUUGUGUCAGGUUUCAUGAAACAGUGCAUUGGAAAACAGAAGCUAUGUUCUGUCCCGUGGGUUGCGCUGGAAGAGCCGAGAAACCAGGUUGUGGAUCUUUGCCACCAACAACAAGAGAGGGCACGUUCAGCCGCCCGCUAGGGGACUAGCAGGAAACGGCACGCCUGCCAGAGCUCAUCACUUCAACUCUGGCUUUCACUGCGCUCAUUCUCUGAAUGGCAAAACGGGGGGCGGGGGUGGCAUGGGAAAUGAAAGAAAAGAGAUCCGGGAAAGUAAAUCUGCCCGGGGAAAGAGAGUUACCGGAGUUUUAGCAAAACAGCUAGCAGAUGUAGACGGGGAGGCAGAGGGAGGAGAGAAGGCUGGGCUUCAGCAACCUGCCACGGAAAUUCAAACAAAGGAGGUUUGAGAGAGGCGGAUCCGGCUGUAAUAUCGGCACGGGGACACGGAGACAGCUGCUGGACUCUCGGGAUGAAACGGAAUCGAUUCCCAGCGUCUCCAUCGGGGCAGGAAUGUCUGGAGUAUGUUCCAAAAUAAGUCAGAGAAACGAGUGAGUUUGGAAAAAAGACUUAGAGAUUUUGACGGUCUCUGACAUUUCACCCUUCUUAGAGGCAUGCCUUUAUCAAUGCGUUACCUCUUUGUAAUUUCUGUCUCUAGUGUAAUUAUUUUCAUCGUCUUCUCUGUGUUCAAUUUUGGGGGCGAUCAAAGCUUCCAGAGGCUAAAUAUCUCAGACUCUUUGAUGCUGACUCGAGUUUGCACAUCUUUUAUCAAUGGGAAAACACCUUUCCUGUGGAAAAACAAACUAAUGAUCCAUGAGAAGUCUUCUUGCAAGGAAUACUUGACCCACAGCCACUACAUCACAACCCCUUUAUCUAAGGAAGAAGCUGAAUUUCCCUUGGCGUAUAUAAUGGUCAUCCAUCAUCACUUCGACACCUUUGCAAGGCUCUUCAGGGCUAUUUACAUGCCCCAAAAUAUCUACUGUGUCCAUGUGGAUGAAAAAGCAACAACUGAAUUUAAAGAAGCAGUAGAGCAACUGUUGAGCUGCUUCCCAAAUGCUUUUCUGGCUUCCAAGAUGGAACCAGUUGUCUAUGGUGGAAUCUCCAGGCUCCAGGCUGACCUGAACUGUAUCAAAGAUCUUUCUGCCUUGGAGGUCUCCUGGAAGUACGUUAUCAACACCUGUGGGCAAGACUUCCCCCUGAAAACCAACAAGGAAAUAGUUCAGUAUCUGAAGGGAUUUAAAGGGAAAAAUAUCACCCCAGGAGUGCUGCCCCCGGCUCAUGCAAUUGGACGGACUAAAUAUGUGCACCAAGAGCACCUGGGCAAAGAGCUUUCCUAUGUGAUAAGAACGACAGCACUGAAACCGCCUCCCCCCCAUAACCUCACUAUUUACUUUGGCUCUGCCUAUGUGGCUCUAUCCAGAGAGUUUGCCGACUUUGUUCUGCAUGACCCACGGGCUGUUGAUUUGCUCCAGUGGUCCAAGGACACUUUCAGUCCUGAUGAGCAUUUCUGGGUGACACUCAAUAGGAUUCCAGGUGUUCCUGGCUCUAUGCCAAAUGCAUCCUGGACUGGAAACCUCAGAGCUAUAAAGUGGAAUGACAUGGAAGACAAACAUGGAGGCUGCCACGGCCACUAUGUACAUGGUAUUUGUAUCUAUGGAAACGGAGACUUAAAGUGGCUGGUUAAUUCACCAAGCCUGUUUGCUAACAAGUUUGAGCUUAAUACCUACCCCCUGACUGUGGAAUGCCUAGAACUGAGGCAUCGCGAAAGAACCCUCAAUCAGAGUGAAACUGCCAUACAACCCAGCUGGUAUUUUUGAGCUAUGGUAACUCCUGACUGAAGGGAAAUUGCAGCUGAGAAGAGGAGCCCGUCUUUGGGAGAGACUUUUGCCUUCCUAAUGUUAAUGGUUUCAGGACCUGGCACAUAAUUAUACUUAAAUUAUCCACUGGACAGACCAGGUGUAGUGGCUCAUGCCUGUAAUCCCAGCACUUUGGGGGCCGAAGUGGGUGGAUCACAUGAGGUCGGCAGUUCAAGACCGGCCUGACCAACGUGGAGAAACCCCGUCUCUACUAAAAAUACAAAAAAAUUAGCCAGGCGUGGUGGUGGGCGCCUGUAAUCCCAGCUACUUGGGAGGCUAAGGCAGGAGAAUCACUUGAACCUGAGAGGCAGAGGUUACAGUGAGCCAAGAUCACACCAUUGCACUCCAGCCUGGGCAACAAAAGCGAAACUCUGUCUCAAAAAAAAAAAAAAAAAAUCCACUGGACACUGUGAAAUAUGCUAACAGGAUGGCUGGGUAGAGCAAUCUGGGCACUUUGGCCAGUUUUAGUGUUGCUGUUUCUUGAUGUUCACCUCUAUAUUAGCUUAUUGUUAUGAUCAACGAUAAAUUUAAAUGAUAUCAGAUCUUUGCACCAGAUACUCAUCAUAUACAAAUGUUUUAAUGAAAAAGAGAAUUGUAGAUAAUACUGUCUAGGAAAAUAAGAAUUAGGUUUCUUUGAAGAAGGAAUCUUUUAUAAACACAUUAACAGUCACCACUCCGCUCAACCAGACAGGUAUUGAAAUAGCUUUCUGGGUAAUUCACCAAUUUCCUUGAAAACGUAAGCUACUUGAAUGGAGAAUUGAUUUUGUUUCUAAGUUUCAACACUAGUAUUUUUAGUUUACUCAUGGCUAAAGUUCUGUAUAUAGCAUAAAGUCAUUAAGAAGAAACAGGAUGUGCUUUAAGACGGAAUUCACUGUCUGUUGCUUCAGUAAAGGGACCUCGGGGAAUAGAACAUUUCUCUCUUAUAUGCUGGAAUGAAGGCUGGUCCCUAUGUCAUGUUUUCCAUUGAGAACACUGAAAAGUCCUUGCAAGAAUGAAGAUAAGCAUUCAAGAGAGGUGCUAUCGCAUAGAUCUGUCUGAAGUUUGGAACACUUUCCUCUUCUGUGACCCCCCUCUCCCCAGUAUUAUCUUACUUGCAAAAUAGAGACCAAAUUCUAUCCUGUGAGGCUUUUAAUUGCACCAUGGUAUUCUCUGAGUAGCUUUACAAUGCCUGGUACUGAUGGGAGGGGCUCAAUUUUUAAGAGCCUUCAGGUGUAAAUGAGCAUCUCUUUUUAUUUAUCCCUCAUUCAUUCAUCCAUCCAUUCAUUCAUUCAGCCUGCAUUCAAUGAAGAUUUCUUGAAUGUCUGUUAUGUACAGGACAUGUACUGAGACAAAAAGGAAAAAUAAGAGCUUUUUCCACUCUAAAAAUCUUGGCAAUAAUGUCAACACCAGAAAGCCUCAUCUAGAGAAUCUUACAGAGUGGUUGUAUUUUAAUACAGGCAUGCACGGGUCUGUGUAGCAUGAUACCAGGCCCAGGAGAUCAGUAAUUACAAAUUAGGGGUUAAAUCAGAGUUUAAUCAACAGAGAGAGAGAAAGGAGGAGACAGAGCGAGGGCCUGUUGUGUUCCAGGCAUUCUGGCAGUCCUUUAUGUAUUGAAUUUCAUUCAAACCUUAUAACAGUCUUGUGAGGCUCUCAUAUAAUUAUUCCCAUUUUGCAGAUGAAGUAACUGAGGCCUAGAACGGUUAACAGCAUCAGGGAAUAAUUUCUCUGUGAGAAUUAGGACUCUGUUACUGGUGUCCUGAUUUCAUUUCCUGAGGUGGAUUUACUAAGAGAAGGUGAAAUAAAGCCAUAUUUAGGAUACCAAAGAAGGUAGGUUUUAAGAAUGGUCUCAGUGUUAAUAAUGAGAAAAAGUCCUGUCAGCUCAGAAAAAAUGUGAAGUCUGCUUUACAAUUCCUGUAACCCAUUGAGUUUCUAAAUAUUUAUUCUAACAAAAAGCAAUUACUACAAUGGAUGAUACAUUUAAUGAACACAAUUUUCUAUAACUGUACUUGUUGAAUGUUAAUCAUAUUUAAAGGGAAUGACUUUGAAGUAAAACCUUUUUUUCUUGCUACUGAAAAAAAAAAAUGGAAUUAUUUUGGGUGGUAAAGUGUUAAGGAGUAGAGAAGGCUGGUCACACCAGCAACCAUCGAAGGCCACAUGUGGAAACCCGUCACUUGCAGAGAGGCCAGCCUCCCUAAGGUGACCAGAGUGGGCUCCAAGCACACAUUGUCAUUGCUGUAGAUGAGGCUGUGUCCCCUCUCCCCGAAAGUCAUAUGUUGGAUCCUUAACUCUUAGAGUGAUGGUAUUUGAGAUGGGGCCUCUGGUAAGGGAAGUUCAGAUAAGGUCACAAGGGUGUGGUCCUCCUGAUGAGAUGAGUGUCCUUUUAAGAGCUCUGGCUUGGGCUGGGCGUGCUGGUUCAUGCCUUGUAAUCCCAGCAUUUUGGGAGGCUGAGGCGAGGGGAUCACUUGUUGCCAGGAAUUCCAGACCAGCCUGGCCAACAUGGUGAAACCCUGUCUCUACUAAAAAAUACAAAAAUUAGCUGGGCGUGGUGGCACCUACCUGUAAUCCCAGCUAUUCAGGAGGCUGAGGCAUGAGAAUCUCCUGAACCCAGGAGGCAGCGGUUGCAGUGAGCUGAGAUCGCCCCACUGCACUCCAGCCCAGGUGACAGAGCAAGACUUUGCCUCAAAACAAAACAGGUGUAGGGAUAGGGAGUGCACACAGGGUCAGUAGUGAGGUCUAAAAAUGGUUUCUUUUCAACCUAUUUAAAUGACAGCACCUGAGAAGAAAUGUUUUACACUGGAUGUCUCUCAUGUAGAACGAGAACUCUUUCUGGAAAAGAUGUUUACAUGUCCGUUGUUGGGCGUCUCUCCUAUGUCUUAAAUACCUUAAUGCUGGAAGAGCAUGGUGUGGGGCUAGUAGAUCUCGGACAGCCCACGGGAAUGUCCUGAAACUACUGUAUCUGAUGUUUGUUUUCGAUGAGAUUCCAUGUUUUGUUUUCUUGGGAAUAAAUUAAUAUAUUGUUUUCCA
Molecule: messenger RNA, 12243 nt
Organism: Callithrix jacchus (white-tufted-ear marmoset)
Lineage: Eukaryota; Metazoa; Chordata; Mammalia; Primates; Cebidae
Gene: GCNT2
Product: glucosaminyl (N-acetyl) transferase 2 (I blood group)
Biological process (GO): transforming growth factor beta receptor signaling pathway
Cellular component (GO): membrane
Molecular function (GO): acetylglucosaminyltransferase activity
Source: RefSeq, a predicted model, not a curated record